Protomyces lactucae-debilis is the source of this 984-nucleotide messenger RNA. RefSeq names its product pyrimidine 5'-nucleotidase-domain-containing protein. The coding region runs from base 1 to 984 and encodes 327 amino acids. The record is from RefSeq and is a predicted model, not a curated record. Gene Ontology annotation, cellular component: cytoplasm. Gene Ontology annotation, molecular function: magnesium ion binding; 5'-nucleotidase activity. The transcript has 2 exons. NCBI's taxonomy places the organism in Eukaryota, Fungi, Ascomycota, Taphrinomycetes, Taphrinales, Protomycetaceae.
AUGAAACAAGCUGAGGAAGUCUCCGUGCAAGCUGCAUCCCACGGGACUUUACUCAAUACAUCGAGAUUAGAUCAAUUGAUCAAUAAGCUCGAACAGAAUGCGCAAGUCGCCAUCUUGCCCUCAGCUGCAAACAAGCUUCGCAUACUCUUAGACGGGCCGCAGAAUAGUCUAGCUUCACUUCAUGUCGUCGCUGAUUUCGAUAUGACUCUGACGAAGCACUGGAAUGCGCUUGAGCGCAACAUCAGCAGUCAUGGCGUUCUUGAACGUGGUGAACAUGUCAAUAAGGAGUUCGCUAUACAUACGCGUCAACUCUAUCAUCACUACUAUUCCUAUGAAAUUUCGACGAGCAUAGGUCACGAAGAGAAGACCAAACUCAUGAUUGAGUGGUGGACAAAAGCACACGAAGCGAUGAUUGCAGAAGGCUUUACACGCAGAUCUAUUGAGCGGCAAGCAAGGGAUGCCAAUAUGCAGUUCAGAGCAGGCGUCAAGCAGCUGAUCGAUUUGUUAGAUGCACGGCGAGUCCCAUUGCUUAUCUUCAGCGCAGGUAUUGGCGAUGUCAUCGAAGCCCUUUUGCGAGUCAAUGACCUAAGCAGACCAAAACAAGCCAUUGUAUCCAACAAGAUGCGAUUCAGUGAUGAGCAUGGAAGCAGCAAUCCAACAUGUGUCGACCUAGACGCACUGCUCAUUGGAUUUCAGGAACCGUUGGUGCAUUCACUCAACAAGGGCGAGCGUGUUGUGCAAUCUCACUCAACGCUCUCACAACAAAUUCACGAGCGUCGUCAAGUCAUCUUGCUAGGUGACUCACCAGGGGAUGCGCAAAUGGCUGCAGGUGCCCAGCACGAUGUUGUUCUCAAGAUUGGCUUUUUCAACUUUGGCGACGAGGCAAGAAGACGAGAGUUUGAGCAGGUCUUUGAUAUUCUCGUUCUUGGAGAUUCGUCAAUGGACCCUGUCAUUGAAUUACUGCAGGCUAUAGAAAGCGCAUGA